UUCUACGCCACUUCCGCCUCCUUCCUCUUGUCCUUGGCAUCCUCGCUGUACAGGAUAAACACAUGGCUAAAAUGAGCAAAGAGACCAAACAGCGGCUGCAGCAGCUUUUCCAGUGCGGCCAGUUUGUCAUCCGAUGGGGCUUUAUCCCAACCGUGCUGUACCUCGGUUUCAAACGUGGAGCAGAUCCAGGAAUGCCUGAACCCACAGUCUUAAGUUUGCUAUGGGGCUGAGGAACAUCUCCACAUAGCCAAUCCUCUCCUUGUCAUGACCAUGUGACCCACCUCUGUGUUGGAAAUCUGGGAAAUGGACAUUAUUUUUCACUUUCUUCUCGACAAAUCAUACUGUCCAAUGUCCGAGAAGUAAUGAAUGAAUGUUAAUCUGUGGCCAUAUUGUGUGUGGCUGUAAAAGCAUGGAGAGUGUUGGCAACAGGGAUGGAAGAUAUUUGGAUUAUGUGAAAAUAUGUUGUCUGACCAGACCAGAUCAGUUGGUACUGGUUUAUGAAUGUGUGUCACCAAUGUUAAGAUAUACCAUUAGUUCCAUGUUUUUCCUCUUUUUAUUUUUAAUUUAAAAUUUCUGAAAAUAAAUCCUCAACAAAAUGUCA
Molecule: messenger RNA, 601 nt
Organism: Lates calcarifer (barramundi perch)
Lineage: Eukaryota; Metazoa; Chordata; Actinopteri; Centropomidae
Gene: tomm7
Product: translocase of outer mitochondrial membrane 7 homolog (yeast)
Exons: 3
Coding region: 63-230 (55 amino acids)
Biological process (GO): protein import into mitochondrial matrix
Cellular component (GO): mitochondrial outer membrane translocase complex
Source: RefSeq, a predicted model, not a curated record